Messenger RNA from Dichotomopilus funicola, 1584 nucleotides. RefSeq names its product WD40-repeat-containing domain protein. The transcript is spliced from 2 exons. The coding region runs from base 1 to 1584 and encodes 527 amino acids. The record is from RefSeq and is a predicted model, not a curated record. Lineage: Eukaryota; Fungi; Ascomycota; Sordariomycetes; Sordariales; Chaetomiaceae. Gene Ontology annotation, molecular function: protein binding.
AUGAGCUCACUCUCAGCCAACCUCGUGGCAUCGACCACCAACCCUAACGGGUCGAUACCCCCAAAGAACGACGUUCGGGUCCGCGAUUCGUUCUUCAAGAGCGUUCAGUGGUCCGCCGAUGGGACAACUCUCUUCACCUCCUCCUUUUCUAACCGCAUCUGCACCUUUGUAUUGCCAGAGUCCCUGCUUGAACCACGAUCCUCCCCCGUGGAACUCGUUCCUCAUAGCACUCUGGCCCUCCCAGAACCGACCAGCGCCAUCGCUCCUUGCCCCUACUUUGCUUUAGAGCAUCCAUCAACUCAAACCUUCCUGACCGCGAGCACCGAUCAUCCAAUCCACCUCCACCAUGCCUUCCCCCCUUCACCCCCUUCCCCAUCAACCAGCAUCACGCAUGGGGCCGAUAACGACGGUGACGAUGUUGAUAUCGACGAUGGCUUUCGCCACCACCACCACCACCUCCUCCUCCAACCCCCACCUCUCGCAAGUUUUCGCCUCAUCAAACACGAAACCGAAGCCUACCUCCCCAUCGCCUCCCUCCUCUGGCCGGCCCCAGGCACCCACUUCAUCGCCGGCACCACCAACCGCAUAGCCCUCUUCGACGUCUCCCGCCCCGAUUCCCUCGUCCCCGACCCCCUCCUCACCAUUCCCACCAUCCCAUCCACGCGCCACCUCGCCAAGGGAGGCGGGGUGGGUAUGCGCGGGACGGUAUCUGCCUUGGCCGCGCAGCCUAGCGGGGAGGAUGGCAGCGGCUGGGGAUUAUUAGCAGCGGGGACGUGGACGCGGAACCUCGGGUUGUAUGACCUCGUGCGCAGCGGGGAGUGCGUCGCGACCUGGAGUGUCGCCGACGCGGCGCGGGAGGCUGGUAUUGGCGGGCGUGGCAUCAUGCAAACGGCGUGGUCGCCAUGUGGGCGGUAUCUCGUGGUUAACGAGCGGGGGGCAAAGGGGCUGUUGGUGUACGAUUUGCGGGGCACGCAUCGGUUGCUUGGGACUUUGGAAGGGAGGGAUGGGACGACGAACCAGCGACUGAGUUGUGAUGUGUUUCCGGGGAGUGAGGGGGCAGGCGGGUUUGAAGUAUGGGCGGGGACGAAGAAAGGGGGGGUGGUGGUUUGGCAGGGGGUGGGAAAUCAGGAGGGCGCUGUUAAGCCGUCUUGGGACUGGGAAGCGCACGAUUCUGCGGUGGGAGCAACGGCUAUGCAUCUUAGUGGGUCGGUGAUGGCGACCUGCUCGGGUGCGUGGACUUUUGUGGAUGAUGAGGAUGAUGAUGACAGCAGCGAUAGUAGCAGCAGCAGUGAUAGUAGGAGUAGCGGCAGUGGUAGCGAUAGCAACGGGAGUAGGGGUGGGAGCGGGAGCGACGGUGAUGAUGACAGUGAAGAUGAUGCGGACGAUAGUGGCUCCGACAAUAGCUCCGGGAGCCCGAGUGUCUCUAGCUCGGAGGAAAGCCUAAGCCCAGUGCGACGUGGCAACCUUAAAACCCGCGUUGUCAUCAGGGAGACGAGCCUCAAGAUUUGGAGCUUGGGAACUACGCAAUCAUCUCCGUUAGGUAGAGAAACUCGUGGUUCUGAUGAUGGCGAAUCAUACCCAUGA